Penicillium nucicola is the source of this 1539-nucleotide messenger RNA. RefSeq names its product histidine phosphatase family protein. The transcript has 4 exons. The record is from RefSeq and is a predicted model, not a curated record. Gene Ontology annotation, cellular component: fungal-type cell wall. Gene Ontology annotation, molecular function: acid phosphatase activity. Bases 1 to 1539 code for a protein of 512 amino acids. NCBI's taxonomy places the organism in Eukaryota, Fungi, Ascomycota, Eurotiomycetes, Eurotiales, Aspergillaceae.
AUGACACCAAUUCACCCUCCGCUAUCAUUCCUGGCUGGGUUAAUAACAGCCCUUCUAGUUCUCACCUUCUUGAAUCGCGCGUCGCAGUCUUCAAACCCAGGGAUCAUAUCACCAUCUGGGGAAUACAAGCCGAUAACCCUUCACUCUGAGAACUGGAAGACAUGGUUGAAUCCUCAUCAAUCUGCCCUUCCCAGUGCAAUACAGACGUCGGAAAAUAAAUGGAAUAUUCUCCAUCACCUCGGGGGUAAUGGCCCCUGGAUUAAAAACAUACACCAUGGAGUGGCCUCCAGUCUUGAAACUCCGGAAGGCUGCUCAAUUGAUCAGGUGCACUUGGUAUGUACAGUUGCUGAUUCGAUUGUCAAAAAGUUAUCACGGCAUGGGGAACGAUAUCCCACGCAAUCUGUCGGCAAUCGGCAUUUGAAAUUUCUUAGGCGCGUGCAUGACACUGGAUACCCUCUUAAUGGAUCCCUUGCAUUUAUCCAAAAUUGGACCUAUCUCACUGACGAUCCGGAGAAUGACUUUGGUGAAUUAACACGUACAGGUCCGUUUGCUGGUACCUUGAGUUCAUUCACAACAGGUGUCCGAUUCCGGACACGAUAUGAACAUCUCAUACCCAAAUAUAUCCAAACACGGCUCUGGGCAAGUGAUUCAGGCCGCGUGAUUGAAACAGCCCGCCAUUUUGCCUCCGGGUUCUUUGGCCUGGAUUGGGAAACAUCUGAUAAAGCAGAGCUACAGAUCAUACCUGAAACAUUUGAGCGGGGUGCAGAUACUCUUACCCCGGGCGAUACCUGCUACAACUACCUUGAAGAUAUCAUCUAUGGUCAUGACAAUGGACAAGAAAUGCUCGCGCGUUUUCAGAAAAGCUAUACUCCUGGCAUUGCAAACCGGCUCAUCCAUGAAGGAAACUUCGGCCUCAAGGGGCUCUCUAGCACGGAGAUUUACGCGAUGCAGGAAAUGUGUGGGUUUGAGAUCAUGGUUCGAGGGUCGAGCCCUUGGUGUGAGGUGUUUACCAAGCAAGAAUGGGAACACUUUGAGUAUGCCCGUGACUUGAUUCAUUAUUAUCGUGCUGGGCCAGGCAAUCCCUAUUCUGGGGCAAUGGGAUGGCUGUGGUUGAAUGCAACCACCGAAUUGCUUCGUGAUGGGCCAGAUGCUGGGAGCCUAUUCUUCAGCUUCGUCCAUGAUGGUGACAUAGCGCCCUUGAUUACAACUCUCGGAGUCCUUGGAAGUGACAAGGAACAUCUUCCUACGACCCAUGUAGUAGCAGACCGCAUGUGGCGCAUCUCUUCUAUAUUACCCAUGGGCGCAAGGGUCACACUUGAGCGCAUGUCCUGCUCCGGAAACGAUGAGCCCUAUGUUCGAGUCAACAUCAACGACGGCAUUAUGCCGUUGCCGUUGUGCAAGUCAGGCCCCGGAGAGGCUUGUCCUCUGACUAGUUUUGUGAAUUAUGUUCACCGGCGCAAAUCAGAAGUAGGGGAAUUUGCAGAGAUCUGUGGCCUACAAGGUGAUAUUGGAAGCUUUACAUUCCUCCACCAAAAAUAA